GCUUGUUUUGAUUGUCGUCAUAUUCUUCUUCACUUGAAUUGCUGCAGACUUCUUCCUUAUCACUAAAGCUCUCUAUAUAAGUCAGUAUGGAUGAAGUUUGGGAGCGCUAUAGACGAUUAUUGAAGAAUGAACUGGAGGAGAGCAGGAAAGAGGCUAUUAGCAAGAUCUCUAUUAAAUUGACUAGCUUUUCUGUAUCAUUCAACUCAAAGUUGCUUCUCAGUCUUACUAGUACAGAGAAACACAGUUUCAGAAAUGGUGAUUUAGCCGCUAUAGUGAAUAAAAAGAAUACACAACUUCUUAGAGGUUCAGUAUACUCAGCGGAUGAUAAACGCAUACUAAUCUCAAUCGAAAAGAAUGAAAUUGAUCUACCAUCACCUAUAUACCUCACUCAAUUACGUGAUGAAUCAACUUACACGAAAUUGCUCGAAAUGAUAGACAAAUACGAAUAUUUAGAACGAUCUGACGACUUAUCCCUCCUAAUGAAGACUAUAUUUGGUCUGAGGAAGCCCACAUUCUCUCAAAGAGCACCUAGUGAAUACUUCGAUAGUACUCUUAAUCAAUCACAAAGACAUGCGGUCAAUUUGGCACUCAAAGCUGACCAUUUGGCCCUAAUUCACGGUCCACCAGGUACCGGGAAGUCAUAUACCCUUAUAGAAAUCAUUAGGCAAUUCAUCAGCCAAGAUAAACGAAUCCUCGUCUGUGGUUCAUCCAAUUUGGCGAUCGAUAACAUCCUAGAGAGGUUAUCUGUCUAUAACAUUCCAGCCACUAGAAUUGGCAAUCCAGCACGUAUACUUAGCAACCUCCAAACUCAGACACUUGAGUAUCAGACUUUACAAUCAGAGGAGAAUGUGAUCAUGAAAGGUGUCAAAUUGGAGUUAGAAGAUUUGAUGAAGGAAUUAAAAGAAGGGAAUAUCACGGGGACGCUAGAACGAAAGAAAGCCAUGAAUGAGGUCAAAGAAUUGCGAAAGGAGCACAGUAAGCGCUCAAUGGCGGUUCUCAACCGUCUUAUGAAACGCGCAAAGAUUGUCUUGUGUACCCUUCAUGGAGCAGGUGGUAAACAACUUGAGAAUCAGAAAAAGUUCGAUGUUUGCAUUAUAGACGAGUCCACUCAGGCGCUAGAACCAAGUUGUCUAAUACCCAUUCUUAAAGCAAAGAAAUUGAUAUUGGCUGGUGAUCCUUUACAGCUUCCGCCAACUGUUUUAGCACGUCCUGCACAGAAAGUUGAAGGGAAAACGAAGGAAGAAAAGAAGACGACCAUCUGGAAAGAACAAGAUAUAAAGGAAGUGGAGGAGAUAACUGAUAAGCUCGCUGAGCUUAAAAUAAGCGAGGAAGGAAAUGCUACAGAUAGGGAAUUCAAACAGGCAUCUACGCGAGCAACUUUGAAGCCUCUAGAAUCCCUCGAGGCAUCCCUUUUCGAGAGAUUGAUUGAUAUACACGGGAAUUCAAUCAGGUGUCUUCUCAGUGUUCAAUAUAGAAUGCAUAAUAUGAUCAUGAAAUUCCCCUCAGAAACAAUGUAUAACAGUGAAUUAACUGCAUGUGAAGCCGUCUCUAAGCGCACACUCAUGGAACUCCCUAAUGUCGUCAACAGUAAUACAAAUAAAGAUUCAGUCCAGCUGAGCUCACCGUUGGUCUUUAUAGAUACAGAUGGACACGGAUGCAAAGAGAGUAUUGACUUUAAAAGGCUGAAAAAAGGCGCACUACAGAGAGGAAGCAAAUAUAAUGAGAAGGAAAUCGAAAUCAUUAAGAGGAAGGUCCAAGAUCUGGUACACGUUGGUGUUCGCGAUUCUCAAAUUGCUAUUAUCACGCCCUAUCAAGCUCAAGUAGUACGUCUCGGUAAUGCUAUAAAGUCUCAAUUCCCUGGAUGUGAGAUUGGCAGUAUUGAUGGUGUACAAGGACGUGAACAAGAGGUAGUCAUUUUGUCCCUUGUUAGAUCCAACUAUACUGGGCAGGUCGGUUUCCUGAAGGAGGGGCGUAGACUGAAUGUCGCAAUGACCCGCGCGAGAAGACAGCUGAUUGUUGUUGGCGAUAGCGCAACUAUUAAGCGUGGUAACAGCUACCUCAAGAAAUGGAUGCAUUUUCUGAAAAGCAACGCAGACUUACAAAUACCAGAGUAGAUAAUUAUUAAUUUAUUAUGUAUCAAUUGUUUAAAACUUUUUAUCCAGUUUAACAUCAAAUGC
This is a messenger RNA of Wallemia mellicola CBS 633.66, 2177 nucleotides long. RefSeq names its product P-loop containing nucleoside triphosphate hydrolase protein. The transcript is spliced from 6 exons. The coding region runs from base 87 to 2114 and encodes 675 amino acids. NCBI's taxonomy places the organism in Eukaryota, Fungi, Basidiomycota, Wallemiomycetes, Wallemiales, Wallemiaceae. Gene Ontology annotation, molecular function: 5'-3' DNA helicase activity; ATP hydrolysis activity. The record is from RefSeq and is a predicted model, not a curated record.